AUGGCUGUAGCUCAAAAAUCAGGGAGCACUGAGAAAGAAAAGCCCCGCAGGUUCCAGGAUUCCCAGAAUAUCGCUCCUGAGGAGAAACAAGCCUUCUUUUUCACUGUCCUCAAACCCACUGUCACCAUACCCACUGUCACCAUACCCACUGUCCCCAAACCCACUGUCCCCAAACCCACUGUCCUCAAACCCACUGUCCCCAAACACACUGUCACCAAACCCACUGUCCCCAAACCCACUGUCCUCAAACCCACUGUCCCCAAACCCACUGUCACCAAACCCACUGUCACCAUACCCACUGUCCCCAAACCCACUGUCCUCAAACCCACUGUCCCCAAACACACUGUCACCAAACCCACUGUCCCCAAACCCACUGUCCUCAAACCCACUGUCCCCAAACCCACUGUCACCAAACCCACUGUCCCCAAACCCACUGUCCUCAAACCCACUGUCCCCAAACCCACUGUCACCAAACCCACUGUCCCCAAACCCACUGUCCCCAAACCCACUGUCCUCAAACCCACUGUCCCCAAACCCACUGUCCUCAAACCCACUGUCCCCAAACCCACUGUCCUCAAACCCACUGUCCCCAAACCCACUGUCACCAAACCCACUGUCCUCAAACCCACUGUCCCCAAACCCACUGUCCUCAAACCCACUGUCACUAAACCCACUGUCACCAUACCCACUGCCCCCAAACCCACUGUCCCCAAACCCACUGUCCCCAAACCCACUGUCACCAAACCCACUGUCCUCAAACCCACUGUCCCCAAACCCACUGUCACCAAACCCACUGUCACCAAACCCACUGUCCCCAAACCCACUGUCCUCAAACCCACUGUCCCCAAACCCACUGUCACCAAACCCACUGUCCUCAAACCCACUGUCCCCAAACCCACUGUCACCAAACCCACUGUCCCCAAACCCACUGUCCUCAAACCCACUGUCCCCAAACCCACUGUCCUCAAACCCACUGUCCCCAAACCCACUGUCCUCACUAUUAAAGGACCUUAA
Messenger RNA from Oncorhynchus kisutch (coho salmon), 1014 nucleotides. Its product is annotated as repetitive proline-rich cell wall protein 2-like. The coding region runs from base 1 to 1014 and encodes 337 amino acids. The record is from RefSeq and is a predicted model, not a curated record. The transcript is spliced from 3 exons. Lineage: Eukaryota; Metazoa; Chordata; Actinopteri; Salmoniformes; Salmonidae.